This is a messenger RNA of Hemibagrus wyckioides, 4146 nucleotides long. It is a transcript of the gene esrrgb, whose product is annotated as estrogen-related receptor gamma b. Gene Ontology annotation, biological process: regulation of DNA-templated transcription. NCBI's taxonomy places the organism in Eukaryota, Metazoa, Chordata, Actinopteri, Siluriformes, Bagridae. Gene Ontology annotation, cellular component: nucleus. Gene Ontology annotation, molecular function: sequence-specific DNA binding; steroid binding; DNA-binding transcription factor activity. The record is from RefSeq and is a predicted model, not a curated record. Bases 234 to 1508 code for a protein of 424 amino acids. The transcript has 8 exons.
GAUUCACGCGUCUUUCCUGGCUGAGCGCGUGACACACCGGAGCUCACCAUACAUAUCUCCGAAAAACUUUAGAGGGAAAAAAGAAAUCUUAUUUAGGACGAUAAAAUAGAAAUAUAGAUGUAUAUUUUUGAAAGCUAUAUUUUUAAAUAGAGUAUGACAAGAGCUGGUGUUUCUUCAUGGAUCUAAUGGAGCUUUAUCAGCGCGAAAUUGAUGGCUGCUGAAUCUACCUGGAUAUGAUACCCAUCAGCGGUCAUUGCCCCGCCUUCAUCAAAGCCGAGCCUGCGAGCCCCGCCUCCAUGAUGCAGCACAGCCCCGAAGGAUCGUCGUCGGACAGCUACGGCUCCUUAACCCGGAGUCACCGUGGGGGCGUGGCCUCACCAGGUUCAUAUCAUACCUCAGGGGCGGAGCUUAGGUCCGAUUCGGUUCCCGGGCUGCAGGUGAAGAGCGAGUUUGAAGCGAGCUCGGGGCCCAAGCGCAUGUGUUUGGUGUGUGGAGACGUCGCGUCUGGGUUUCAUUAUGGCGUGGCGUCCUGUGAGGCCUGCAAAGCCUUCUUCAAACGUACUAUUCAAGGCAGUAUUGAGUACACAUGUCCGGCGAGCAGUGAGUGUGAGAUUACUAAGAGGAGGAGGAAAUCCUGCCAGGCCUGUCGCUUCACCAAGUGCAUCAAAGUGGGCAUGCUGAGAGAGGGUGUGCGCCUAGACAGAGUUCGAGGAGGUCGUCAGAAAUACAAACGCACCAUAGAAUCCAACAGCAACUCUUACCUCAACAUGCAGUUACCACAAACACACAAGAGAAUACGCACAGAGUCCUACAUCGUUGAGAACAAGGUGGUGUCUCACCUGUUGGGGGCGGAGCCAGAGAAGGUGUAUGCCAUGCCUGACCCCACCCUCCCUGAUGAUGACAUCAAAGCUUUGACCACGCUGUGUGAUCUCGCUGAUCGUGAACUGGUGCUGAACAUUGGCUGGGCCAAAAACCUUCCAGGUUUCUCCAGUCUCUCUCUGCCAGACCAGAUGCGUCUCCUGCAGAGUGCAUGGAUGGAGAUCCUGAUCCUACGUGUGGUCUUCCGUUCGCUGGAUGCUCAGGACAGCCUGGUGUUCGCCGAGGACUACGUGAUGGACGCCGAGCAGGCAAAACGAACCGGUCUGCUCGAGCUCCACACGGCCAUACUGCAGCUCGUCAGGAAGUACAGAGCCAUGGGCCUGGAGAAAGAGGAGUUUGUCACGCUCAAGGCCAUCGCGCUCGCCAACUCCGACUCUUUGCAUAUCGAGGAUGUCGAGGCAGUGCAGAGGCUGCAGGACUGUGUGCACGAAGCUCUUCAGGACUACGAACGGCAUCACCACGGCGAUGACCCGCGGCGGGCGGGCAAACUGAUCAUGACCCUCCCCCUGCUGCGGCAGACCUCGGCUAAGGCCGUGCAGUACUUCUGCAGCAUCAAGCAGGAUGGCCGGGUUCCCAUGCACAAACUCUUCCUGGAGCUGCUGGAGGCCAACACCCAGCCCUCGCCCUGAUUGGACCACGGCUCUGAGGUGACCGCGCCCACUCUGGAGCUCUUUAGACGGGCACAAAAGAUACCGAAUCAUAAAAGAGCUAUGAAGAAUGUAAAGGAAGGUUAACAGUAGAUGUACAAAAGGGGGGAAAGAAGAUUGUAUAAAUGAUGUUGAAACAUGAAACAAUGAUUUAUUGAAGAAACCACGCUUGACACUUGAGACACCAUGUCGCUGUCACGGCUGCGCUAAUUUAAGAUGACUUUCUUUUUUACUGGUGCUUCAAUAUGAUGAGAAGGAGAUGACCGGGAUGUCGGACUUGCCAAAGAAAAUGGAAGAGGGACGCUUUGACGAGCUAACGAAAAACUCAUUGUUCACAAUAAAGUUGUGUUAUUUAUGAGAAUGUAAUAAGUUUCGACAGGAGACGAGCAGGUGUUGCUGCUAAUCGUUGUAUUUGUUGAUAGUUCGUGAUUGUGCUGUUGAAAGUCUUUUUAUUUUUCAAUCUGUGCUGCAAAUUUAAAGCAGCUUGUUGCUGUUGAGCUCAAAUCUCCCUACAGUGUGAAGAAAGGAAGGAAGGAAUUGUAGGAUUCGAGGUUUUCAGUUCAAUGCAAUAACACCAAAAACUUUGUAGCUUUAACACCUCAGAUCACAGUUAAAAAAAUAGAUCUGAGAUCUGAACUCAUGACCUUUGGCCCACCGAGGGUCGUAUUCAGAGUUGAUCUUAAAUCCAUAUGGAUGUGGGGAAAGUUACGUGUUAUCAGACUCGGGUUACUGAUCACAAAUCAUGCAAGUCACCCAUAUAAUACGAGGUUGCCAGAUCUUUCUUUAGUAAUGGAAAAUAUUGUGCCUUUAAACACAAGCCUUCAAAACCAAAAAAAAUCCAGAGUUAGAAAAUGAAGAAUGAAGAAGAAAAUAGAGGUUUUGUCUUUUGCUGUCAAAUGUAAUAUUAAGCAACAAGACUAAUGUUAUGAGAAAAUGGUGAAGGUUGAAAUAAUAUUGAAGUAAUUAAUAAUAUACUGCUGCAUGAAUAUUCCUAGCUGGAAUUAUCACAUUAGUCACAAAAUAGCACUUGAUCCAGUGAAGCCUAUUUAUUUUCCCUGCUUUCUUUCGGUUGUGCUCUGAUGAAGCCAAGACCUCCGACACCCUGAAACUGUAACCUUGUAGUCUGUCAUCUGUUUCAUUCUCCAUGUCAGUGUUUUGUUGAAUCUAUGUAAAGAUAACAUGCGCAUGCUUUGAAGGAUAAGCUGACCAAGCACUACUCUGUCUUCCGGAUAAUCAGUGUCUCUGAUCGAGAUGAUUCUAUGCAGGAAAAAUUAAACAGAACAAACAUUUUCAUGGACAUUAAAGCGGUCAAUACUACGUAAAGAAUCUAAGUUGACUCUGAAUACGACCCGGACAAAGAAACCUCCACUCAUCCAAAGCCAGCAGGGAACCUGAUUACUCGCUACGAUGCUAAAAACUGAGUAGAUCUGAGUAGAAAAAGGAAGACAAAUGACAUACAGUUUCUCUUCAGUGUUUCUUCGUGUCCUCUGAAUGUUUUGUCAAAAGAUACUGAACAAUAAUUAUGAAAAGAUCAUCUUUAUAAAUGCUUUCAAAACAACAUAGUUGUUAAGGGUUAACCAAAAAUAUGAAAAGAAAAUGUGACACAAAUAAGUUCUAACACAAACUAAAUCUUAUUUUGGGACGGAAAUUGUUUCAGAAAUGAUGCCAAAUUUAUCAGUAUUUCUUUUGGAUGUUUCCUGAAAGAAAAGAAGAAUUGUCUUUUGCAGUCUCACUCGAUGCAUUUUUAAAGCAACGGAGAAACGAACGCAAGUCGAAUCUGUCUGGUAAAAAAAUAAAAAAAUGAAUAUAAAUAAAUAAAUAAAUAAAUAAACAAUUAUAAAUAAAUAAAUAAACAGAUAAAUAAAUGCAUAAUUUAAAAAAAUAUUAUUAUUAAUAAAUAACAAAACAAAACAAAGCUGAACAAAGCAUACUUACCAAUAAUUUUAACUUGCUAACUAGCUGAUGUUAGCUGGCAAUAAAGAUCAAAUUAUUCUCACUGCUGUGCUUCUAUAACAUUAACCAUUUUAAUUUUAAGGCAACUUCCACAAGGACAUGUCCUUUGUAGAGCCUACGGAAGAUUUGUAAAGAGCUACCAGAAUGUAUUUCAGUUUUUACUAAGCUGAGCAUUGAUUAGUACUAGAAUAAACAUGGGGCUAGGAGAAAAAAAGUGACCAGAAUGUGCCAUAAAGGUUUGAUGAAAAUACUUUGCAAGAAAAAACAACAUGAACUAUGAAUAAAACUCUUAGCGAUGGAGCUGCUAUGGGAAUUCCUCUAAAAAAAGCAGAAAUGAGAAGGGAGUCAGAGGCGAUUGGAUGUGUGAGAGAGAAUUAAUCGUAAAGCGCAUUAUCUCUGCGCUCUGAAGCUAAUCAUUCUUUAAUCUAUGAAACGCAAACACAUUAUUUAUGCUUGCACACCAUGUCAUGUUCAUCAUGUCGGUAUACAAGGUGGAAAUUACAAACCAGUGAUGACAUUAAACCCUCAAAAGUGUCUGAUACUUCGACUUCUACCACUAAAGCAAUUAGCUAUAAGAUGACAGAGAUGAUACGGUGAUUUUUUCUUGAGUGAGGAUGUAUUUCCCUUUUUAAACCACAAAAAGAAUGUGAAAAAACAACAAAAACAA